Messenger RNA from Saccharomycodes ludwigii, 1413 nucleotides. It is a transcript of the gene NAS6, whose product is annotated as Nas6p. The record is from RefSeq and is a predicted model, not a curated record. Gene Ontology annotation, molecular function: methylated-DNA-[protein]-cysteine S-methyltransferase activity; protein binding. The transcript has 2 exons. Bases 1 to 1413 code for a protein of 470 amino acids. Gene Ontology annotation, biological process: DNA repair. Lineage: Eukaryota; Fungi; Ascomycota; Saccharomycetes; Saccharomycodales; Saccharomycodaceae.
AUGGGUGCGUAUUUAAAAGGAAAAAAUCAUGAACAUACUACUAAUAACAACAACACAAAAAAUAAAGUGGUACACUUGACUGGGAUAGUUCUAGGGACCUCCAUUUUCAACAAAAUAUUGUUUAUACUUAAUUCAAAAACUCUAAGAUUUGUGUAUAUAUCUUUAGACAAUAAUGAAGAGGAUUUAUGGGAAAUUUGUAGAAGUGAUUUUAAAAAAUUAAUGAAAAAAAAAAGUACCAAUCCAACAACUUAUAUCAUUGACAAACUUCAACAAGACGAUAAAAUUAUGAAACUGUGUUGUUCUUUUGUCGAAAAAAUUGGUAGUUCCAACUUAAAUUCCAAUAAUUUUGCCUUUGAUUUAAUAUUUGGAACGAAUUUUCAAAAAAAAGUUUGGAGACAACUUGAGAAUGUAUCUACAGGUACUACAGCAACAUACAAGGACAUUUCUAAAGAAAUUAACUGCCCAAGAGCUUAUCGAGCUGUGGGAACAGCGUGUGGCGCUAAUAAAUUGGCAUUAUUAAUCCCUUGCCAUAGAAUAGUUAAUAGUAAGGAAAAUACAAGCGGUUUGAACUAUAGAUGGGGGUCUGAUAUCAAGGUCCGUCUUGUAUUCAUCUCACAUUUAAACAACAACAACAACAAAAAGAAUAAUACUAAAAGUAGAAAUAAAGUAUUAACCCUAAUAAUGUUAGACGAAUAUCCAGUUCAUAAAGCUUGUAUAGAUGGUGAUCUACCCUUAUUAAAAGAACUUUUACUAGAUGUCCAGGAUAAAAAAAAAAUAAAGCAGAUUUUAAAGAGUGAAGAUAAUGACCAACGCACACCCAUCCAUUGGGCCAUUUCAUACAAACACCUGUAUGCGGUUGAAGCAUUAAUUAGAAAGUUUAAUCAAGUUGAUUUGGAUAUUGAUGAUUUGUAUGAUGGUUCUGGUUGGAAUCCUUUCCACGUAGCUUGCUCUGUUGGUGAUUUAAAUAUCGUAAAGUUGCUCUUCAAUACUUUAGACAAUAAACCUAAUGUCAACCAACAAACAAAAUAUAAUAGAGUCACCGGUUUACAUUUGGUAGCUUCUAAAAACAAUAUAGAACUGGCUUCAUAUUUAAUUACAGUACUAAAAGCAUCCGUUAGUAUCAAAGAUGCAAAGGGUCAAAUCCCAUUACACAGGGCCUGUUGUGUACCAAACUCUAUCAAUAUGGUUAAAUUGUUAUGCGACCAUCAAAGUCCCAUCAAUUUGAAAGAUACCGUUGAUGGAUGGACACCGUUACAUCAUGCUUUGGCAGAGGGUAAUGUUGCUGUUGCUAUUUUACUAGUCACUGAAUAUGAUGCUGACUAUAAGACUAUUAGAGAUAAGGAUGAUAAACUGCCCGUGGAUGUUUCUUGCAAUGACACUGUUCGCCAAGAAUUCUUAGCUAAUGUGGAAUAA